AUGGCAUCGACUUUGAUAUCAUCAAAAUCAAAUUCAAAAAAAUCAUCCACUAAUAAUACAGCAACAAGUGAUAAUUCAAAUGAAACGCCUAUUACAGAAGAAGAAUUAAAAAAGAAAGAAACACCAAUAACAAUUAAUGAUGUUCUUCGAUUAAGAAAAGCUACUAAUGGUUAUUUAACUGACACAGAUGACAAUGUAUAUAAAAUUGAUUUUGUCCAUUUUCGAAUUCGUGAUAUGAAAACAAAUAAAAUUCUUUUUGAAGUUGAACGAGGAUCUGAUGACAAUGAAUUAAAUGAAGAAGUUGAUCCAUCGGCAGGUCGUUUUGUUCAAUAUCAUUUUCCAUCAUCAUUUUUUAAACUGAAACAAAUCGGUGCUUUAGUUGAUUUUACUGUGGGUGAUCGAGAAGUAAAAUCAUUUCGAAUGAUUGAACGCCAUUAUUUUCGUGAUCAAUUAAUUAAAUCAUUUGAUUUUGAUUUUGGUUUUUGUCCACCAAAUACUCGAAAUUCCAUUGAACAUAUUUAUGAUAUGCCUGAAUUUGAUUCCAAACAAACUAAAGAAAUGAUUGAAUUUCCAAAUGAAACUAAAUCAGAUAGUUUUUAUUUUGUCGAUAAUCAAUUAAUCAUGCAUAAAAAAGCAACAUAUGCAUUUGAUCUUGAUCGUUCGCAUUAA
Messenger RNA from Rotaria sordida, 669 nucleotides. The record is from the annotation of a GenBank genome assembly. Lineage: Eukaryota; Metazoa; Rotifera; Eurotatoria; Philodinida; Philodinidae.